Messenger RNA from Acanthopagrus latus (yellowfin seabream), 2219 nucleotides. Its product is annotated as gastrula zinc finger protein XlCGF8.2DB-like. The transcript has 2 exons. The coding region runs from base 413 to 1453 and encodes 346 amino acids. Lineage: Eukaryota; Metazoa; Chordata; Actinopteri; Spariformes; Sparidae. The record is from RefSeq and is a predicted model, not a curated record. Gene Ontology annotation, biological process: regulation of transcription by RNA polymerase II. Gene Ontology annotation, molecular function: DNA-binding transcription factor activity; RNA polymerase II cis-regulatory region sequence-specific DNA binding.
CAGACAUAGUACUGCUGGCCCUGCGAUUUCCGCGUUCACGGAGUCGUGGAAUCUAUUUUUAAAAGCUAAAUUGUGGAAGAGGAACGUACGUCUGAGGGAAACUGCAGGGAGGGAAGCAAAACUGGGUGGCACAACAAGCCCCCUCCACACACUGAGCCCCCCCUUCAAAACAAUGUAAGCAUGGCUCACGGCUCUGUGUCCAUCGGCGAAAACACCGAGGAAGUCGACACUGACCCCUCAGUACAGAGCCGAGCAGAUUUCUGUGUGAAGUUUUGUUUUGCAAAUUCUGCCAAAACUCGACUGACUGGAAGCGUAAAAAUACGUGCAGUGACCACGUACUGUCCAAAAGCCAUGUGACCUGGAGGUCUGUCCAGGUGGACAGAUUGGAAGUGGGAGACGGGGUGGGGGUGCCAUGCAGCAAAGGUCCUCCAGCCGGGAUUUGAACCAGCGCCCUCUGUACGUCCAGCAGCUGCUGGGGAGAGAAGAAGAGGAUCCUCCUGAGCAGCAGGAGAGGAGCUCCAGUCUGGACCAGGAGGAACCAGAACCCCCACACAUUAAAGAGGAACAGGAGGAACUCUGGACCCGUCAGGAGGGAGAGCAGCUUCCAGGGCUGGAGGAGGCUGAUAUCAAGGUCACAUUCAGUCCUGUCCCUGUGAAGAGUGAAGAAGAUGAUGAUGAGGAACCUCAGUCCUCACAGCUUCAUCAGAGACAGACUGAACAGAUGGAGACAGACGCUGAUGGAGAGGACUGUGGAGGACCAGAACCAGACAGGACCUCAGAUCCAGAUGGAUAUUUAAAACCUGUUACUGAUAAUGAGACGUCACGCUUCUCUGAACCCGAACGAGAGACUGUAACACGACUCAGCUGCUCAGUUUGUAAAAAAACGUUUUCAAGCAGAUCUAAUGUUGUGACGCACAUGAGAAUCCACACAGGGGAGAAACCGUUCAGUUGCUCAGUUUGUGGUAAAAGAUUUUCACAAAGAUCACAUCAGAAUCGACACAUGAUCAUCCACACAAGUGAGAAACUGUUCAGUUGUCCUCUCUGUGGCAUGAAAUUCAGACAACGGUCAAAUUUGACAGCACACUUACAAGUUCAUGGAGUAGAAAAACCGUACACCUGCUCCGUUUGUAAAGCAAGUUUCACUCGCAGAGACGGUUUGAACGUACACAUGAGAAGCCACAGUGGAGAGAAACCCUUUAGUUGUUCAGUUUGCGGUAAAAGUUUUGGAGAUAGGUCAACAGUCAUGGCUCAUAUGAAUAGUCACACAGGGGAGAAAAUAUACAGUUGUUCAGUUUGUUGUAGAACAUUUGCACGACACGGAACUCUGAGACGACACAUGGCUACACACACACAGGAGAAACGAUACAGCUGCAGCGCUUGUAACAAAAGUUUCACUCGACUUUAUACUAUUAAAAUACACAAGUGUGUUGGUCAGAGAAGUCAAAAUACAUGAAGUGACAGAGAUGUUGGUCGGUCCAACUUUUGACUGACUGAUGUCUGUGUUCGUCAUUCUUACUAAACUUGACGUUUUCAAACUGUUUCCACUGAGAGAGUUUUGAGUUUAUUGUCAGUUUUCUUGUUUAGAUAUGACUGUUAAUCCUCUAGAAACAACACAGUUAUAUUCAGGGGUGGACCAAUGCGGCUUUUUCAGAUCUGAUAUCCAUUAUUAGAAAUGAAAAAGACUGAAGAGACUGAAAACUGAUAUUUGGGACUUCUGUUCAUUUGCAGUAAAAAUGGAAAAUCUUUGUCUCCAAAUUUUAACCAACCAGUGAUAAAAUAAACCAAAGUACAAUUUGCUCAAGUUCUGCUCUAGAAUACAGUUUUCAGAUAUUUGAGUAUUAUCUAUUUUCAACUACUUCAUAAUUCCUCUCUAACUACAAUUAUUUAAUAACUUCUCUCAUUUUGCAAGUUCUAACUUCCCAACAGCAGCUAGAGUUUGCAGCAGUUAGCUGUAACUCUGGUGAUACACUGACCCCUGUAUUUAACAGCUUCAACAUCUGGCCAGUUCACAUACUGCACCUUUAAAGUUGACGAUUAUCGCUCCAUGUAUGUUUGUUCAUCAUUGCUUUUGAAUUCUAACGUAGUUAAUAGAAUAUUUCAAGUUCAUUUCAAGGUUCAUGUCUGUCAGGGCAUUUUGUGAAAUUAUCAUAGUGUUUAAAAAAAAUGUUUUAAGAGUCAUUGUAACUGAUAAUUAUAAUUAAAACUGUGUAACAUCGUGA